AUGGCGCAAGCUUCAGAAGGAACGGCUGAAGCAGCGGCAGGAGCCACCGGAGGUGUGAGCCAUCUCCCGUGGCAGCAGGUCCCGAAGUUUACGCCAGGGGUGACAAGCGUGGACGAGUACUCUCAACGGCUUCGCUUUCUCAAAGAGUUGUGGCCAGCCGAGCAUCUGUCGUUGUUGGCUCCCCGGGCAGCCCUCUUGGUGGAGGGGGCCGCCUUCCAAAAGGUGAGCCGGAUCAAGCCCGAGCAGUUGCGAGGACCGGAUGGUGUGAAGUACCUUGUGGAGUCGCUGGGCGGGUCUUGGGGAAAGACCACAGUGGAGGAGCGAUACCACUUCUUUGAGCAGGCCAUCUUUCAGACGCAACAGAAGGCGGACGAGAGUAACGAUUCGUACAUUGCCAGACACGACGCUUUCUUUGAGGAACUCUUGAGCCGUGGGGUGACCCUUGAAGAGAUCCGCGCCUAUGUUCUUCUCCGUCAUUCCUUGUUGGCCCCGGAGGACAAGAAGCGUGUGAUCGUGGAAGCCAAGGGCGACUUGAAGUACCAAGAAACGGUCCGAGCAGUGCGGCUCUUGGGGUCCAAGUUCUUCACAGACUUUCAGAACCGUAGUGGCCCGGGAAAUGCCAAGGCAAUGGAUCGAAGCAAGGUCUACGACAUCCACAUGACGACAGACGACGACACCUUUGAGGAAGUGCACAUGGCGAUGGGACAGGACGAGGACCUCAGCGAUGAGCUCAUCCUGGCUCACUUCCUUGAGGCCAAUGACGAGGACGCCAUCUACAUCACGGAGUUUGAAGAUCAGAUAGUGGAGGCGGUGCAGGAGAGUGAGUUGGCCCCAGUCUUUGCCUCGUACCAAGAAGCUCGUCAAAAGCUGCGGGACAAAGCAAAGUCCAGGGGGUUCUGGCCCAUCAAGGGCAAGAUGAAGGGGAAGGGCCAGUCCGGGAAGAGAGGCAAGGGUUAUGGUUCCUGGGAUGGGGGCCGUCGACGUUCCCUUGCAGAUCGGAUCGCCAACUCCAACUGCAAACAAUGUGGGGCCAAAGGGCACUGGAAGCGGGAGUGCCCGAAGAACGACGCUAAGCCAGAGGCGACCUUGUUUGCCCAGAUCCAGCCGACCGAUCCCUUCCAAUCGGAGGUUCUCCAGACCCUGCCAGACUCCGAGCCCUUCAACAUCGAUGAGGACGACAGCGCAUGGACACAGAGAGGGGUUAGCACAGGGACAGGGAAUACUGGAGUAAUUCAGGACUUCGGGGAGACUUGCUUUAUGGUUGCGCCAAAGGCGCAAGGGCCGGCCACCGCGCCGAAGCAGGCAGUUUUGAGACGCAGCAAGCCCAGCCUAUCCAUAGUCAAUCUGUCAGAUCUCCUUCACGUCGGGGACAGGAACCACAGAACACAACACGGCAGCCUGAGCUCAAGCAGACAGCACGAAUCUUCGAAUAUCCUUCUCCUUCGCCGAGCGGCUUCCAACCGAGCGAUGCCCACCUCAGUCAAGCAGUCCGUGAAGAAGCUCCAAGAGAAGAUGCCCGAGGUCAAUCUGGACGAACCUCUCUCCGCGGAGGAGGAUGUGCACUUGGCCGAGGAACAGCUGACCAUGGUAAAGUACUUGGAGGUGGAAGUUGUCCGCCCACCGGGGAUUGCGAAUCUUCGGGAAUGGGGCCAAGUGGUGAUCGCGGCUGGCAAGCACAAAGGAAAGAGUCACGAGAAAACGUUCGAGACCGACCUGUCCUACUCGAUCCUCAUGGCUCGGAAGUCUUCUCUCAGCAGCCCAUGGGCACUGUCGUUCAAGAACUAUGCCCUGAUGCGACUGAAGCAGAUGGCCAAGACGGAGCAGGCGAGGUCCACGACCAAGGCGGAGGCAAAGAACAUCAAGUCCCAGGGUCCAGCCGUCAUGGACGGAGAGGAGAGCGAUGGGUGGAAGCUCUGCUCGCCGGAUGCCACAUCCCACACAGCUGCACCGAGCCGGGGCAGCAAGAGGAACAGUCCGCCGGGGGCAAGCUCGCAGAUGCCCAUUGCCAUGUCGCCGGAGGAGAUCAUGACGCGCCGGGCCGUGCUCGAAAGAGAGCUGACGAGGCUUCGGGAGAUCGAAGAUGCCGACAAGGACAGUUUCUUCUUGACCUUUAUCGCUACCAAACAGAACGAGGUUCAACAGGGCACUUUGCGAAUGAUUCAUGAGCUGGAAGUGGGAGACACCCCGCCAGGAAACAACCAUCUCCGCAAAGCCACCACACUGUACACCACGUCCAGACGACUGCAGCAAAGUGUCGACACUCGCUUUCAGACAGCGGGUCCAGAUCCCAGUGGGCGAAGCAACCGCAUGUUCCCACGAGAGAGGCGUCUUGCCAAACGGGUAGCCUUGCACCUAGGCACCAACCGGAUACAGCCACCUUGUGUGGAGGGAAUGCCGCGGGACAUGCCUUUACGUCAGACGGUUGUGGUAAAAAGGGUUGGUGGUGAAAUAGCUAUGGAUGGUGAGAUAGAGGAUUGGUCCCAGGAUGGACCGCUCAUUCAGGGCUACCCUCCACGGUCGGUUCCUAGGCACGGGCCGGGGUACUUCGCUUUAGGGGAGUCCGAGAAGAGGGAGUUAGUUAGGCUCCAUAACAAUUUGGGUCAUCCAUGCACUGAGACGUUUGUCAGAUUCCUGCAAGAACGAAAAGCCGAGCCUGCGCUCAUCCAGGGUGCUCGCGACUACUCUUGCAGUACGUGCUUGGAAACGGUUCCCACCCAAAAGUUAGCUAGGCCGGCGACAAUUCACACGCAUCGAGAUUUUAACGACACAAUCGGUAUGGAUGUUGCGUACUGGACCAAUAGCGGGGGGAAGAAGUUUCUGUUUACGCACAUUGUCGAUGAGGGCACACUGUUUCAACAAGCCAGUGGAGUAGGUAGGACGCCAGAAGAACAAUGGGAGUUCCUAUCGGAUCAUUGGUUUCAGUGGGCAGGGCCUUGUCAAACUUUGUAUGUAGAUCCAGCAGGGGAGUACAACAGUGAUUACUGGCGUCUAAAGCUGCAAACUGUAGGUGUGUGCACCAAUGUUUCUGCGGGAGAGGCUCAUUGGCAACUCGGUAGGACGGAAGCUCAUGGUAGGAUACUGAAGAGCAUGCUUUCUAAAAUGGACCAUGAAGAGCCCAUCCUGAACGACGAAGGUUUUCGUCGGUGUCUGAGAGCGGCAGUGCAGGCUAAGAACAGCUUGAGUAGGGUCCGGGGCUUCACACCUGAACAGGCAGUCCUGGGUAAACUUUCGCGGCUGCCAGCCUCUCUGAUUUCCGACAAUAGUGCCACGUGCCAUGCUUUAGCCGACAGUGAUCUGCCAGAAGGAGUCUCCUUCAGGAGGGACCUGCAGCGCCGUGAACAGGCCAGAGUCGCAUUCAUACAUGCAGACAACGACAACUCGUACCGUAGGGCUCUACUUCGUCGUUCGAGGCACCCCUGUGAAAGAUAUGAGCCGGGCGAUUGGGUUCUGUACUGGCGCCGACAUAAAGCCGGGAGUCGUGCGGAGCAAGGAAGGUGGUAUGGGCCGGGUCAGGUAAUUUGUGGGGAUAGCAAGGUAGUGUGGGUGAGCCAUUGUGGGCAAUUGAUCCGUGCAGCUCCUGAGCAGCUGCGAUCCGCGUCCUUGAGAGAAUGGCAAGGGGUGCUGGGAAAGACCAGCGCUGAGAGUUCACAAGGGGCAGUAGGUCAAGGGGUUAGAAGGGUGGUCGACCUUGCUGUUCUCGGAGGAACACCUAGCCGAGCAGAAGUGGAGAGCCAGGGAGAGGUUCCGCAGGAUGUUCCCGAACCAUUAGGACCCAUAGCCCCAGAAGGAGUAGCUGGGAUAGAGGCCGGGGGUACGGUUCCUGAAGUUCCUGAAGAAAAUGCGGAGGGAGAACAGCCAGAGAUGGAAGUCUCACCUGUGCCGUCGGUAGGUCUCGAGACAGAUAUGGUAGAUGCUUCGAACAUUCCUGUGCCUGAAGAUGACGAAGACGACCUCUUGUUUGGAGACAGUGAGUGUUUUUUCGCACAUCCCACACAGUCACAGGCAUGGGAAAUCAGUUUGCAUGAAACGGAGGUGCCUUUCGAAAACCUCCCGACGCCGCAGCAAGCUUUGCAUUUUGUAAUGUUAGCCACCGAGGCACGCAAGAAACGAGUUGAAGUAAGAUUGAGGGACUUGAACGAGGGUGAGAGGCAACAGUUCGUAGAAGCUAAGGGCAAGGAGAUUCGAGCCUGGCUUGACCACAGGACUGUACGUAAAGUAGCUGCGGGAACCCUUGAUGAUAGUCAACUCAUGCGUUGCCGCUGGCUUCUAACAUGGAAAGGCCCCGAGAAGGAUGGAGGGCCGAAACGGGCCAAAGCUAGGCUAGUGGUGCUUGGGUUUGAAGACCCAGACAUUGCUGAUAUCCCUAAUGACGCUCCUACUUUAGGUAAGGACGCCCGACAACUCAUCCUUCAGAAGGUGGCCAGUAACCGUUGGAAACUGAUCAACUUCGAUGUGUCCACUGCUUUUCUGCAGGGGGAGGGGGAUGGUAGAAAGCUAGGCAUAAGACCACCUGAAGAGUUAAGAAGAGCCCUCAACAUGCAGGCGCAGGAACAAUGCCAGCUCGAAGGCGGCGCUUACGGCAGAAUCGAUGCUCCGUUUUUGUGGUUUCAGACAUUUAAGAAGACACUUGAAGAGCUUGGUUUUGUGCAAAGCCCUUUCGAUGCCUGUGCUUUCAGCCUCGUUUCACAAAGGGCCGAUGGUAGUGCUCAGGUUCAUGGUGUUCUGGGAAUACACGUAGACGACGGGAUUGGGGGAGGUGAUGAGUAUUUUCGGAGGGUCAUAGAUCGGUUGCGGGGUAUCUACAGCUUUGGGUCGUAUGAUGAGGGCGAGUUCACGUUCACCGGGAUUCGUUUUCGCCAAUGGGACGAUGGGAGCAUUGAAAUGGACCAAGAGAGGUACAUAGAGAAGAUCGUGCCCAUACAUGUGUCCCGAGAGCGUAGAGUGAAUCCCACCGCGAUGUUGAACCCUGAAGAACUUAAAGAGCUGAGACGCCUCAACGGUAGCCUCCAGUAUGCUGCAGUGCAUUCUCGACCCGACCUAGCUGCAAAGGUAGGCUACUUACAGACAAGGGUCAACAAGGGCCAGGUUCAGCAUCUUCUGGAAGCUAACCGUGUCCUUCAAGAGGCCAAAGCUCACCCAAUCUCUUUGAUGGUUGUGCCAAUUCAAGAACAGCAUGUUACGUUUUGCACCUUUUCGGAUGCUUCCUUCGCCACGUCGAAAGACCAUAACUCGUAUCAGGGUACGCUGGUGGUGGCAACAGACUGGCGAAUGCUAGCCAACCGCGAAGCUGUGAUCAUUCCUGUGGCCUGGUCCAGUAAGAAAAUCUCCAGGGUAGUAAGAAGUACAUUGAGUGCUGAGGUAGUUUCUCUCUGUGGGUCCGUAGACCGAAUGUCCUGGAUCAGGUUGUUCUGGGAAUGGUUCAAGAAUCCUGCUGUUGAUAUCGCACAUCCGGAAGAAGUCCUUUCCCACGCGCCUCAAGCUUCGUUAGUCACCGACUGUAAGAGCGCUUACGAUAUAGCUACGAAAACUGCUGUACCUACGUGUUCUGAACUACGCACCCAGUUGGAAUGCUUGUUGCUGAGGGAGAGACUUCAAGAAAAUUGCAAGAUGCGCUGGGUUCAUUCAAAGGCCAUGUUAGCGGACUGUUUGACCAAAGUGAUGGAUAGUUCCGAGUUAAGACGUCACCUACGGGAGGGUUACUAUGCCUUAUUCGACGAACAAAAGGUUCUUGAGAAUAGAGCGGGGCAGAGACAGUCGCUGCAGUGGCUACGCCAGAACUCAACCGGAGUCUCACCGGAGCACAAGUGA
Symbiodinium natans is the source of this 5808-nucleotide messenger RNA. NCBI's taxonomy places the organism in Eukaryota, Dinophyceae, Suessiales, Symbiodiniaceae. The record is from the annotation of a GenBank genome assembly.